AUGUCUCUCCUACUCAAUCUGUUCUUUACGGGCCUGAUCGGCUCAGUCCUCGCUGCGACUCCUGCUCAGUGGCGCUCACAGUCGAUCUAUUUCAUGCUCACUGAUCGGUUUGCAAGAACGGAUGGCUCAACUACGGCUACCUGUAAUACCGACGAUAGGGCAUAUUGCGGUGGUACCUGGCAAGGAAUCAUUGACCAGCUAGACUACAUUCAGGGAAUGGGCUUUACUGCCAUCUGGAUCACUCCUGUCACUGGUCAGCUGACGGGAGAUACUGGGGAUGGCACAGCAUAUCAUGGAUACUGGCAACAGGAUAUUUAUUCGUUGAACUCAAACUAUGGAACAGCCAGUGACCUCAAGUCUCUGGCUUCGGCUCUCCACGAUCGUGGCAUGUACCUGAUGGUAGAUGUCGUGGCUAACCACUUGGGCUACGCUGGCGCUGGCAACACCGUUGAUUAUAGUGUCUUCGACCCUUUCAACUCAAAUGACUAUUUUCACUCAUACUGUGAGGUCACAGACUACAGUAACCAGACUAACGUGGAGGAUUGUUGGCUUGGUGACACAACUGUUUCCUUGCCUGAUCUCAAUACCGAGUCAGAAAGUGUUCAAAAUAUAUGGUAUAGCUGGGUUGGCUCUUUGGUUUCCAACUAUUCGAUUGAUGGUCUGCGCAUUGACACUGUCAAGCACGUUCAAAAAGACUUCUGGUCUGACUAUAACAAAGCUGCUGGUGUCUACUGUGUCGGUGAGGUCUUCGAUGGCGAUGCAAGCUACACGUGCCCUUAUCAGGAGGUUAUGGAUGGGCUGCUAAACUAUCCCAUGUACUACCCGCUGCUUCGGGCCUUCCAGUCCACCAGUGGAAGCAUAAGCGACCUUUACAACAUGAUCAACACGGUGAAGUCCACCUGCUCCGAUUCCACCCUUCUUGGGACUUUUGUGGAGAACCACGAUAAUCCUCGGUUUGCCUCGUAUACCGAUGACAUGUCCUUGGCCAAGAAUGCAGCGGCUUUCACCAUCAUGGCAGACGGCAUCCCUAUCAUCUACGCCGGCCAGGAACAGCACUAUAGUGGUGGUAGCGAUCCUGCAAACCGCGAGGCUGUCUGGCUAUCUGGUUACAGUACUGAGAGCGAAUUGUAUAAGCUCAUCGCAAAAGCGAAUGCCAUUCGGUCCCAUGCAAUCACCGAGAGCGAUACUUAUAUCACGUACAAGAACUACCCUGUCUAUCAAGACGGCAGCACACUAGCAAUGCGCAAAGGAGACAAUGGCACACAGACUAUUACCAUUCUCUCGAAUCUUGGGGCAAGUGGGAGCCAGUACACACUCUCACUGGGAAAUACGGGCUAUGAUGUAGGGACUGCUUUGACGGAGAUCAUUACCUGUGCAAGUAUCACCGUUGACAGUAGUGGCAACGUGCCUGUGCCGAUGGCGAGUGGGGAACCAAGGAUUGUCUAUCCCAGUUCGAAUAUUAAGGGGUCUACCAUCUGUGCCUGA
Penicillium cataractarum is the source of this 1485-nucleotide messenger RNA. RefSeq names its product alpha-amylase. Bases 1 to 1485 code for a protein of 494 amino acids. Gene Ontology annotation, molecular function: alpha-amylase activity; calcium ion binding. The transcript is spliced from 8 exons. The record is from RefSeq and is a predicted model, not a curated record. Gene Ontology annotation, biological process: carbohydrate catabolic process. Lineage: Eukaryota; Fungi; Ascomycota; Eurotiomycetes; Eurotiales; Aspergillaceae.